GCCUGAUUAUGUGACACGAAGCGUCGUGUCAGUUUUGGAGGAUUGGCAUGGCGAGCAGCGCGGAAAAGGUCGAGCCCGAGACGCCCGAAGCAGACGUGCCCGCGACCUCUUACGCGAUCAGCGACCGAGCGUUGGCGACCGUGGACGCGCUACUGCAGCAAGACGUCGACGACCCGAGUCUCCAGCGCUACAAGGCGACGUUGCUUGGCGCCGCGGCUACGGGCGAUCUCGGCGACGUCAACGACACGCGUGGUGUCGUCGUCGAGGAGUUCAAGGUGAUCUUUGAAGACGGUCGACAAGAGAUUAGCCACCGAUGCGACACGGCAAGUGGGCUCGCGCACCUCGAGGCGACGCCAUUUGUCAUGGAAGAAGGGGCGAAGUAUAAAUUCGCGAUCCGGUUUCGGGUCAACCACAACAUUGUGAGCGGUCUCCGGUUCCAGAACAAGGUCCGCAAGCACCUUUUGUCUGCAAAAGAGGACGUUGUCCUUGGCUCGUACGCGCCGCAGUCAACAGGGUACGACUUUUGCUUUCCGCGCCACGAGUGGUCUGAGGCGCCGUCCGGGCUCUUCUAUCGCGGCAAGUACCGAGCCGAGUGCAAGUUUGUCGACUCGGAAGGCGCGGAGCACCUCCGCUUUUCGUACAGCUUUGAUAUCAAGAAGGCGUAAUUUCAACGAAUCCAUCAAGAUACGAACGACUGCCUUGUGUGCUUGGCUACGAUAACGUUCUUUGUUCAUGAGAUGAUAUGCGUGCGUUGUCGUUCUGCC
This is a messenger RNA of Saprolegnia parasitica CBS 223.65, 764 nucleotides long. RefSeq lists its product as hypothetical. Gene Ontology annotation, biological process: Rho protein signal transduction. The transcript is spliced from 6 exons. Gene Ontology annotation, molecular function: protein binding; Rho GDP-dissociation inhibitor activity. Bases 48 to 665 code for a protein of 205 amino acids. The record is from RefSeq and is a predicted model, not a curated record. Gene Ontology annotation, cellular component: cytoplasm; membrane; cytosol. Lineage: Eukaryota; Oomycota; Saprolegniomycetes; Saprolegniales; Saprolegniaceae.